This is a messenger RNA of Tripterygium wilfordii, 1352 nucleotides long. Its product is annotated as NAC domain-containing protein 100-like. The transcript is spliced from 3 exons. Bases 41 to 1033 code for a protein of 330 amino acids. The record is from RefSeq and is a predicted model, not a curated record. Gene Ontology annotation, molecular function: DNA binding. NCBI's taxonomy places the organism in Eukaryota, Viridiplantae, Streptophyta, Magnoliopsida, Celastrales, Celastraceae. Gene Ontology annotation, biological process: regulation of DNA-templated transcription.
UGAGUUUUUGUUUUGGUCUGAAAUUGUGGAUUUGUCAAGCAUGGAAAGCAUUUCCGGUCUUGGUAAAGAAGAAGAAGAGAAGUUGGGAUUGCCUCCCGGAUUUCGAUUCCAUCCGACCGACGAAGAGCUUAUAUCACACUACUUGUCCCAGAAAGUACUUGAUAGUUGUUUCAGCUGUAGAGCUAUUGGUGAGGUUGAUUUGAACAAGAGUGAGCCUUGGGACUUACAGGGGAUGGCGAAAAUGGGUGAGAAAGAAUGGUAUUUUUUCUGUGUGAGAGACAGAAAGUACCCAACAGGGUUGAGAACAAACAGAGCAACUGAUGCUGGUUAUUGGAAAGCGACCGGGAAAGAUCGAGAGAUUUAUAAGGCUAAAACACUUGUUGGGAUGAAGAAAACUCUUGUUUUCUACAAAGGAAGAGCACCAAAAGGAGAAAAAACCAACUGGAUUAUGCAUGAAUACAGAUUGGAAGGCAAAUAUUCAGUCUACAAUCUCCCCAAAACAGCCAAGAAUGAGUGGGUUAUUUGCAGGGUGUUUCAAAAGAUUUCAGGUGGAAAGAAGACACAUAUUUCUGGACUAAUGAGGGUGAGUUCCGGUGGCAACGAAUUCCUCCAGUCGUCGUCGUCGGUAUUGCCUCCAUUGACUGAUUCAUCUCCAAACAUCAGUGACAACAGAACCACCGACACCAUAGUUGAUAAUACACCUCAUGUGACCUGCUUCUCCAAUCCAAUAUUGGAGGAUCGUAAAUCCCCUGCAUCGACACUAUUGGAAAAGUCCUCUGUUCCAAUCUCUUCUUUAUUUUCCUCUCAAUUUGCACCAAAUUUGGGAAAUCUGCAGUACCCAGAUAGUGUUUUGAUGCCUGAACAGUCUAUAUUCAGGUUUUUGAUUGACAACUAUUGUGGAAACACGAAGGAGAACUCAAAAGAAUUCUCACCAGCAACCGAUAUCUCUUCGGUUGUGUCAAAUCAUGAUUUGGUUGAUGAUCCAUCAAGUUCAGAUGGACCAGUAGACCUUGAUUGUCUGUGGAAUUAUUGAAGAUUGGAGUUGGAGGUAAAGAACAUAGAAGAAGAAGUAUAUUUUUUUGGAAUUGUCGAUUACCGUCAUGAAAAUUGGGACGUGUGUUUCAGUGUAUGUAGAUUCUCAGCUUCCAAACAAGUAACAACAAGUGAAGGUAUAUGUUUUGUAAUUUGUAGUAGUAGAUAUUGAACACCUUGUAGCAGGCUUUUCUCUUGUGUUUUUUUCUUUCCCUCCCUUUUUAUUUAAUCUAGAUUGCACUCUCAUGUUGUCAACUUGCUUGUAUAUAAGAAUUCAUGCCUUAUAUUAGUAUUUUUUAUUUGAAUUAGUAGACUGAAUU